AUGAUGCAUCGACUAGCACAGUGUGAGACAGCCCACCACAUCCAUGAAGACCUUCACAUGAGUCCCGUCAGUCCUAUCAGCCCGGGGUCGGGCUCCGCGUCCAUAGAUCUGGAUCUGGAUCCGCCUUCGCCAUUGAACCCAGCGGGACAAGCUGGAAAUCUUUCCCUCCAUCACUAUCGCAAAUAUCUGUCCGACGGUUUGCAGUCCAACCCGUUCAUCGACAACCAUGAUUCCAGAAGAGUGAAGCGCAAGAACGCCGCGGUCAAUCUCAACCAGAACCCCAUGAUGAUGUAUUAUCAGCCGCCCCGGCCGUCGAUGUCCCUGCUCUCGGGGUCGUCGGCUGCCUCGAGCCCACCGCCGCUGUCCCCAUCGUACUCCCCUAGUGCAAUCAGCGAACAGCCGGACAGUCUGGAUGGCUAUGCUUCGUCUCCAAAUCUGGUCGACUUCGAUCUAUAUUCUAAGGAAAAGCUAAACCCACUCCGACUUCAUCCACAUCGCAUCUUGACGACAUUCCGCCACAGGCUCGAGAAAUACCCAGAAGUAGAGCCAGAAGAUACUAGAUAUCCGGCAGCAUUCGACCAGGGAACCAAUGCCCUCAUCUCUCCCAGGCUCCCUAUCCACACCAAGAACUACUCUGAUUCGGUCCUAUUCACCCCCCAGCAGCAAGUCCAACAGCAAGUCCAACAGCAAGUCCCGACCUUGUUCUACCACGGCGCGUCUUUCGAAAUUUUGAACCCCCAGGAAUCGCUCAGGUUCGCGCGUAUUGUGUCCUACAUCGAAGACGUGGACAGCUACUCCCCGAAGGAGCUGACAGACUCGCCAUCCAAAAACCCACUGAACGAGAACAGCAUGUAUGGAGCAUACGAAGGAACCACGGAGGGCGAGACUUGGGAGAGAGAAGAAGACGAAGAAAACGACGACCAACACGUGCACUUGGCUCUCGUCGGCGACUCCCCCCACCACCCCAUGCCCUCGAUUUCGGAGCGCCUAGAAGAGGAGCAUGAGACAGAAGACAACUUCGAUUACCCUAUCCCAUCAGCGCCACAAUUCGGCUCUACCCGUCCCCGCGCCGGGGCCGGAGGCCUCAGCAACAAUCACCCAUACGAGAGCUACGACGACGACAGCGACAGCGGAAGCGACAGCGACGACGACAUCGGCGAGCCCGGCUCCGCAAUCAGCGAGAUCUUCCCACCAGACAUCUUCACCCGCGGGACUGACGACCUAGUCCCCGACUACCCCCACAACCUCAGCGACUACGACAUCAUCUCCUCCCGAGUCUUCAGCGACGGUGCAGCCGAAGACGACCCCUUCUGGGUCGAGCACGCCGCACGCUUCUACAACCCGGCUAUCCCGCCACCUGAUCCAGCACAGAUCCCCCGAACAGCAAUCCAGCUCAAAGGCAAGCCGACCAAUCCUGCGCGCCGGUGCAAGAACCGCGGCCGGAAUCUGUCGGAUAACGCCGUGAAGUCGUUCCAGCGGCUGUGGGGAGUGGCUAGCUCGUUGCGCCGGAGGGGGGAUACCACUGGGGGGAUCACCUGCUGUGGGGGUGUCUAA
This is a messenger RNA of Aspergillus candidus, 1554 nucleotides long. RefSeq names its product oxidoreductase, short-chain dehydrogenase/reductase family. The record is from RefSeq and is a predicted model, not a curated record. Lineage: Eukaryota; Fungi; Ascomycota; Eurotiomycetes; Eurotiales; Aspergillaceae. The coding region runs from base 1 to 1554 and encodes 517 amino acids. The transcript is spliced from 3 exons.